Molecule: messenger RNA, 321 nt
Organism: Thecamonas trahens ATCC 50062
Lineage: Eukaryota; Apusomonadida; Apusomonadidae
Exons: 2
Coding region: 1-321 (106 amino acids)
Source: RefSeq, a predicted model, not a curated record
AUGUGCUGGCUCCGCUCGGCGUACGAGCAAACCAUCGCCGACAACAACAAGCUUCUCGAUGGCGAUGAGGUCAUCGAGUUCCUCAACAGCUACUUUGGCGGCGUGCCCUCGUACUUUGCCGAACUCUUUGAGCGGGUACAGGACCCGAGCCGUCACCUCGACGAGCUCGUCGUGCCGCAGGGCAAGUACGCCGACCUCCCGCGCCACUCGCGCCGCCGCAAUCGCGAGACGAUCCCGCUCGUCGAAAAUGGCGAUUAUGUCGAUGACGACGACGGCCAUGCCCACGGCCUUGCCAACGACAACCAUGACGGGCAGGCGUAG